CUGUAUACAUCACUAUAAAGUUUGCGGCGAGUGAAUAGUUUACUGAGAGUGAUUUGUAAAAUAUUUGUGUUCUAACUAAACAAGAAAAUGUCUGCGAGAUACGACAGAGCUAUUACCGUAUUUUCACCAGAUGGUCAUUUACUUCAAGUAGAAUAUGCACAGGAAGCCGUACGCAAAGGAUCGACAGCGGUCGGUGUCAGAGGCGCUGAUGUGGUCGUCUUAGGAGUUGAAAAGAAAUCAGUGGCAAAAUUGCAAGAAGAAAGGACUGUGAGAAAGAUCUGUCUUCUGGAUGACCAUGUCGUAAUGGCAUUUGCCGGAUUGACUGCCGAUGCAAGAAUCCUCAUCAACAGGGCCCAAAUUGAGUGUCAGUCGCAUAAGUUGACUGUUGAAGAUCCUGUAACUUUGGAAUAUAUCACUAGAUACAUAGCAGGACUUAAACAGAAGUACACUCAAAGUAAUGGUCGUCGACCUUUCGGUAUUUCUUGCCUGAUCGGGGGCUUCGAUUACGAUGGUUUCCCUCACUUGUUCCAAACUGAGCCAUCAGGUAUUUACUAUGAAUGGAAGGCUAACGCUACAGGUAGAUCAGCAAAGACUGUUAGAGAAUUCUUAGAGAAGAACUACACUGCUGAUGAAGUUGCAACAGAAAAUGGUGCUGUCAAGCUUGCCAUUCGUGCUCUACUUGAAGUGGUUCAGUCUGGACAAAAGAACCUCGAAAUAGCAGUCAUGAGGCGUGGGCAACCAAUGCAGAUGUUGGACUCUGAUACCAUCAGUUCAUACGUGUCCAUUAUAGAAAAGGAGAAGGAGGAAGAAGCAGAGAAGAAAAAACAGAAGAAGUAAUAACAUAGUAAUGUGUUACACUUUUCUAUAUAAUAACUAAUACAUGUUUUUAAGGAAAUUAAA
This is a messenger RNA of Helicoverpa armigera (cotton bollworm), 900 nucleotides long. RefSeq names its product proteasome subunit alpha type-7-1 (gene Prosalpha4). Gene Ontology annotation, cellular component: proteasome core complex; proteasome core complex, alpha-subunit complex; nucleus. The record is from RefSeq and is a predicted model, not a curated record. The transcript has 3 exons. Gene Ontology annotation, biological process: ubiquitin-dependent protein catabolic process; proteasomal protein catabolic process. NCBI's taxonomy places the organism in Eukaryota, Metazoa, Arthropoda, Insecta, Lepidoptera, Noctuidae. The coding region runs from base 88 to 837 and encodes 249 amino acids.